Molecule: messenger RNA, 3932 nt
Organism: Heterocephalus glaber (naked mole-rat)
Lineage: Eukaryota; Metazoa; Chordata; Mammalia; Rodentia; Bathyergidae
Gene: Sh3rf3
Product: SH3 domain containing ring finger 3
Molecular function (GO): protein binding; metal ion binding
Source: RefSeq, a predicted model, not a curated record
AUGACAGCACUGGAGGAGACUCUGGAGCAGCUGUCACUGUGGGAAGCCAUGUUUGCCGAACUUUGCCCCAGUUCCUGCCACGUGGGCAGAAGCCCAGCCAGCAGGGACCGGGCGCCGCGCUCCCAAUCGAGUCAGAGAAGGAGGCCAGGGCAUCGCCGGGUCCCCAGCUGCUCGCCAGCGCCGGUGGGGCGCGCAGUCGGGGCAGCGCCCUCCCGAACUUUCCCGCGCGGCGCGGGGACCGAGGGCGCGGGCCGAGCUAGGCUCUCAGCGCUCGGCCAGGUGCAGAAGGCAGCGCGCGCCCCCGCGCACGAACCCGCGGCCCCGGAGGGCUCGCGUGGGGGCGCCGCGGGGGAGCGCGCACGCUGCCGGCCGCGGCAGGGACCCGGCCGCCCGCCGAGCGCGCGGGGACAUCACCGAGCGCGGGGACAGGUGUUGUUGCUGGCCCGCGCCCGCCGAGGAGGAGGAGGAGGAGGCAGAGGAGGAGCGGAGGCGGUGCCGCGCUCCCCACGCCGCUCUGGGUUCCCGGCCGUGCGCGUCCAGGACUGGGCGGCCGCCGAGACGCGGGGCACGCGCGACGGGCACGGGCCGCGCGCGGACAUGGACGAGUCCUCGCUGCUGGACCUGCUGGAGUGCGCCGUGUGCUUGGAGCGCCUGGACACCACGGCCAAGGUGCUGCCCUGCCAGCACACCUUCUGCCGCCGGUGCCUGGAGAGCAUCGUGUGCUCCCGCCGCGAGCUGCGCUGCCCCGAGUGCCGCAUCCUGGUGGGCUGCGGCGUGGACGAGCUGCCCGCCAACAUCCUGCUCGUGCGCCUGCUAGACGGGCUGCGCCGCCGGCCCCGUGCGGGCUCUGGCCCCGGCCCCGGCCCGCCUGCGCCCCCCGGCCCCGCAGCGCCCCCAGGCGCCCCUUGCGAGACGGCCGCGGGCAGGAGCGUACCGGUGGCAAAGAGCCUGUCCCAGCUCCCAUAUGGCAAGGCCCUCUAUAGCUACGAGGGGAAGGAGCCUGGGGACCUCAAGUUCAACAAGGGGGAUGUCAUCAUCCUGCGGCGCCGGGUGGAUGAGCACUGGUUCCACGGUGAACUGCAUGGCACACGGGGCUUCCUCCCAGCCAGCUACGUCCAAUGCCUCCGGCCCCUGCCUCAAGCCCCGCCCCAGGGCACAGCACUGUAUGACUUUGAGAUGAAGGACCGUGACCAGGAUCAAGACUGCCUGACUUUCACCAAGGAUGAAGUUCUGACAGUGAUCCGCCGCGUGGAUGACAACUGGGCAGAGGGCAUGCUGGGAGACCGGAUUGGGAUCUUUCCCCUGCUAUACGUGCAGCUCAACGACUCUGCCAAGCAGCUCAUCGAGAUGGACAAGCUGUGUCCAGCUGCCGCAGCAGCAUCCAGCUGUGCUGUUCCCUUGCCCUCCGAUGCCAGCACGGUGGCCAGCGCGGGCUUGGGCCCCACAGCAGGCAGCUCGGGGGCCGUCAGUGCCUUUCAGCGGCGCAUGGACAGCAAGAAGAACGCCAAGAAACGCCAUUCCUUCACGGCGCUCAGCGUGACACACAAGUCCUCGCAGGCAGUCACCCACAGGCACUCCAUGGAGAUCAGCGCCCCUGUGCUUAUCAGCUCCAGUGACCCCCGUGCUGCAGCCCGGAUAGGGGAGCUCACACACCCGCCCUGCUCCAUGCCCGCCCAGGACCCCUGCUCGGCUGGACCUGUCCCCACAGCUGUCCCGCGAGCCUCCACAGCAGCUGGAGAGCAGGGCACGUCUCCCAAAGUCCCGCUGCCCCUGAAUGUGUACCUGGCCCUCUAUGCCUAUAAGCCCCAGAAGAGCGAUGAGCUGGAGCUGCGCAAGGGUGAGAUGUACCGGGUGCUGGAGAAGUGCCAGGAUGGCUGGUUCAAGGGCGCCUCCAUGCGGACUGGGCUCUCCGGGGUGUUCCCUGGGAACUACGUGACGCCUAUCUCCAGGGCUCCUGGAGGAGCAGCUGGGCCACCCCGGAAUAGUGCGCUUGGAGGAUCUCCUCUGGCUAAAGGCAUGGCCACUACCAUGCACCCUGGCGGUGGCAGCCUAAGCAGGCCAGCCCUGCCCCUCACCACACCACAGGCCCAAGCCCCACACCCAGCUGGCUCCCCGCCAACGGGCAGCUGUCCUCAUCACACAGCCCAGCCAGCCACUGGCCAGACCCGGGGAGCUCUCUCUGCAGCCGCCCACCCCUCUGCUCAGGCCCAGGAUCGACCAACCGCCACCGUGACGCCCCUGCGGACCCAGAGCUCCCCAUCUCGCCUGCCUACCACCAGCCUCAGGCCCCGCUCCAUGGUGUACCCGCAGCCUGGACAGCAGUCUCCAGUUCAGACAAGUCCCCGGCCAGCCAUCCCCUUCACCUCCGCCGCAUCAGCCAUCACACCUCCCAGUGUCAGCACCACCAGCCUCAGCGGGGAUGCCGGCGGGGGCUCUAGUGGGGGCCUGUCCACAUCCAGCCCCACCAGCACUGGGUGUAGACUGGAGGACAAGAGGGGUGAAAAGAAAGAGAAGAAGAGCGGGCUGCUGAAGCUGCUGGCUGGGGCAUCAACCAGGAGGAAGUCACGUUCCCCGCCAUCCUUCUCCCCAACCCACGACCCUCUGGUGGCCACAGACACUUCGCUGCUAGGCGCCACGGGCCCUGACAUGUCCUCCCUGUCUGUCCACGGCAGGGCAGGCUCCUGCCCCAUUGAGAGCGAGAUGCGGGGAGCCAUGGGGCUGGAGCCCCUGCACAGGAAGACGGGCUCCUUGGAUCUGAACUUCUGCUCCUCCCCUGCCCGGCAAGCAGCUCUCUCCACAGCUGCCAUCCGCCCCGAGCCCAAGCCGCUGCCCAGGGAGAGGUACCGCGUGGUGGUCUCCUACCCGCCCCAGAGCGAGGCAGAGAUCGAACUGAAGGAGGGCGACGUGGUCUUCGUGCACCGCAAGCGCAAGGACGGCUGGUACGAGGGGACCCUGCAGCGAAACGGACGCACAGGGCUCUUUCCGGGCAGCUUCGUGGAGAGCUUCUGAGGCAGCCAGGCACCUGGCAGGCAUGGGUGGAGAAGAGGACUGGGGUGUGCACUUGCACCUUCCCCGUGAUGUCCAAGCCCUGAAAUGACCUGAAGGGAGAGGCUGUGGAGGACCUGGCAGCAUCACCAUUACUGUGGCAGGUACACUGGGAGCCACAGGAGGCGGCAGGUCCAGCUGUGUGGGGCAGAGCUUCAGGAGGGUCCUUCUCAGCCGCCCUGGCGUCACCUGUCUAUACCUCAGCCACCUGUCACCUGGCCACAAGGGCGCUCCUGUCUAGCCAGCCACCCCAGGGCUGCAUCCUGCCCAGCUGUAAGCAUCACCCCUGCUUCACCGCUGUCCUCCAUGCUGCCUCUUUCUUAUGCUGUUUUCUAAUGUGCAGCGUUAGACUGUGUCCGUUUCUCAUGGGUCAGACAUCCUCUAUUUUCACACAUCUGGUGCUGCCUUUUGUAAAAUUCGUAAUGACCUGGGCGAGCUUGAAAGAAGCAAUGUCCAAGGUGACAUCUAAGGCAGGUUUUAUUCUCCGAGUCAUGAGCAUUUGGAUGCCCAUCCUCGACAUCAGAUGUGGCCAAUGCUGCAUGGGUGAGUGGCAGGCGGUCUGGGCGUAGAGGGGGCAUAGAGCCGAAGUAGCUCAUCUAAACCCUCAGAACCCACCUCUGGAGAGACAUCGAUGAGUGUUAUUCAGGAACAAGGACCGAGUGCGAGGGCGCUUCUAACUGCCUUUCUGCUGCCAGUGGGAAUAACACAGGGUUGACCCAGUCCAAGGUGGCAGGAGCAUCGUUUUAUUCCCCAGAGAGAAUGACUGUCAUUAGCCUUCUCAAAACAUGGACUCUUGCCAUCAGAAUGUGCAGUUUUCACCACAGUUCAGAUCACCACCUUGCAAAGAUUUUUUUCUCCUUUUUAAAAAAUAAAUUACUGCUCCCUUA